Peronospora matthiolae is the source of this 2322-nucleotide messenger RNA. NCBI's taxonomy places the organism in Eukaryota, Oomycota, Peronosporomycetes, Peronosporales, Peronosporaceae. The record is from the annotation of a GenBank genome assembly.
AUGGCCCCGCGCCAUGACAGCUUCAACCGCCGUCGUCCUGUCUGCAAUGCGAUCCUCAAGUGGCAAUUGCAGCAGGAAGAGAAGCGCGUCGCCGAAGCGCACUACCGUCUGAUGCGCAUGUCCACGCCGUCGCCUUCGUCGUCUUUACGUGUACCCGGCAGCAGCUCUUUCGUCCGUCGAUUAGGUGCUGGAAAGCCACGAGCAGAAGCGCCGUAUCAUCGUGAGCUACAAGCGCACGAACGACCAGUGGACGACACGAGGGCCUGUUUGUUCGAGUCGGAGCUUCUGUCGCAGUCGCAAGUGCGACACUCGCCAAUGGCCGUGGCGGCAAUACAUGCUGCACGAGAGGUUUAUUCGGUAAGAGAGGGACACCAUGUGCGACGUUGCGACGGUCGGACGAGUGCAAUACUUUCGGAUGUUGAAGUUCCGACAGUGAACCGGGUGAGGGGGAGAGAAAAAGGGACGGAUUUGUCAUUGAAUCAGUUACUGGAUGUGGAGGGCGAGACGAAGAUCGCAAACCGAUGGUGGCCGGCUGCGAGGGUAAAGACUCCUGAUGCUGUAGAGUACGAUGUUCACGAGGCACGAGCCCACGCGGACCAACUGUCGGAGCCACCGCCAGGGAGAGCAAUGGACUCUACAAAUAGCAGCUUCGUUGACAGGUUUUCUGGCAGAAACUCGACUUCAUAUGGUACAGCAAUUUCAGUCCAUGGGAAUAGAGAGCAGCAAUCGGAGUCUCGUUCCAAUGGAGCUAUGCGCGGCGACGUUAUGGCGCCAAGCGAGUUAUUGACGGAACGAGCAAAGUCUUCUGCAGGGCAGCAUAGUGAGGUUAUAGCACCUGGUUGUGCCGGUACAAAAAGUGCCGCACUGCUAGCAGGAGGGCAGAGUAUCGCGGAAAUACUGGCAUCUUUGGAGAUUACAUCAACUGGAAGUGAAGCACUCGAUGGGGAUUCCGCAGCUCGUGACAAUCAAAACUGGGAUGGGUCUGCUGAUGGAAACAGGACGCAGCUCUCAUGUGGUGACUUUGAUUGUGGUGAUGCUCCCUUGUCACGAACUGAAGUAUUGUCUGGUGUACAUUUCCCGCGGUGGAGCUUGAUUGUGGUGGCUUGCUGUUGUGUGAUUGGAAUCAGCGGGUUUCUCACGGAAGAGUUGCUCGUGAUCUUGAUGUGGUUGUUCUCGAAACGAAUACACUCUUCGUCGUCAAGAUUCGACCGAAAACGAAUGCGUGACCGUGCCGAUGCUCUUCAGCAACAACUCCAGGUAUUCCAGCUAUCAAUUGCCACGAUGGAAACAAAGUCACAGGCGGCUUUGACUGGGCUUCGUCUGCUCAUAUCUAGGAUGCGUCAGGACCGCGAGAGACAUCAACAAAUGCUCGUGAAUGGAAUGCAAGAGUUUCGCCAUUACAUUUCGCAAAGUGCGUAUGAAAUAGUCGAGCAAGAACGAGAGAGCAUUCGCGCACGGCUCAUAGAAGUUGUGGCACCACAAGUGAGUGACGACGAGGGUGUAGAUGGCCAAACAGUUAUUACUGCGGCCGUCGACAUCGACAGUGACCUUCGUGAAGACGAAGACACUACUGGAGAACCAGUCCAAGUUAUCGCCACGGAUGGGUCUCUUGACAAAGAAAAACAUAGUUUACCCGUCAACAACCAUGAGGUUAGUGGCGAGCAGUUCCGUUUGAAGCCGGCCAAAGCUAAGCCAAGCCACGAGCUUGUACCUAGAAAUGAGGUAGCCGUCUCUGCUACCGGAGUUUCUAUUUGUGAUCAUGCGCAGGACCACGCUGGACCGAACGUUGUCGAGAACGAACUCGUGCGAGUCCGAGAAGUUUCCAGACUGAUGAGCGAAGGGCCCAUACCUGUACCUGAAAGUGAAUUUAACAACAUAUCAUCAUCUCCGAUUCAAGAAGUAAUCACCCAGCGCGUACAAGGAGCUGAACCGGCUGUACUAUCAGCAUCCGAUCAGGACGUCAUCAAAAUCGACGCUGUAGUCGCAUCUGUCCCCGAACACAUUGAGGCUGCUCGCUACGCAUCUGGGAAACCGUGGGAUGUAAUCUUCAUGGCGGCAGGUAUCACAGUCCUUUCAGCCUGCUUUGUGCUCCGUGCUUACAACAUCAACCGUCGCAAGCGAUGGCUCGAAGAACGUCGGAGGAGGAGAAGCCAGCGAGCGUUGCGACUCGCUCGACAACGGGCAAGAGCCAUGGCAGCACGUCAGGGAGAUAGUGACGAGUGGAAUUACGAUGACACGGAUGGUAUGGAAGAGGUGUCGCUUAUGACAUAUACGCGAGGUGUCGAGUUUGAUGAAUCAAGAGCGUCAGACAUCGAAAGGUGA